GUUUGAAUCCAUACAAUCUUUCCCCUCGAGACAACGAAAUUGGUUUCAAGACGGGAUUGCAUAACGCCCGCAUUUUCGAAAAGUCACGACAUUUGACUGGCUAUAUUCGCGCCGAUCUGACAAGUAUCUGGUUUUGUUUCCUGAAAAGUUAGUCAUCAACGACAUUGCACAUGAUAUUUGACAGUUUUCGUCACACGAUUGUUAAGUGACAUCUCGAGAAGAACUGCUCGAGGUAUAGAGCGUCCUUUGCUUAUUGAAUCUUACCAAAGAUUUGGUAAAUAUGAGGCAAUAGCUUUCGUUUUUCUGGUGUCCAUUUCGAACGCCGAUUGUUUGGAAUGUUUUCCCGCUUCUGUACGUCAUUCUCCCGCCAAAUGUUACGGUAAACCAUGGAACUCCAUCUUGAGUAACUCUCUAAUGUCUUGUGGCAAACAUGAUUGCUCAUAAAAUCCUCUCGACAUUAUCCUUGGUUUUCGCUAGCUAUGGCAAAAUAAGUUACCUAUGUGGCGAAAUGAAUAGAUUGCGUUCAGCCUUGGGCGAAAAUUCCACAUAAAAAUCGAGAUCAACGAGCGUAUUUUAAUAUGGGAUGUGGUGUAUCGGUGGAAAAUGGAGAUGAUUUGAGCGUAGCAUUGGGAAAAUCGGAAAAAGGUGAGUUAAAUUUGCUUACGAAUAUUUUUUCUUAUCAUUUAACACUGGCGCAUUUACAACAAAGUUAAGACAGAGUUGUGUGAUCUUCGUGAAGAGAUAAGCUUGAUCAACAUUACGCGAAAAUUGUAUCGCUACAGUGUAGCAGUAUGUGAUCUAACUUAUACUUUUCAGACGGUUUUCCUAACAAAUAUUGCUUCAUGUGUGUCACGCAGUGCUGUGGAUAUUUGAAUCCGCAUUAUUUUAUUACAAUGACUUGCAGGAUUAAGACAGCAUUCUCAAUAUAAUGGUUUUAUUUACAUUCCUUCUCCCUUUUUACGUUUUUUUUUUCUCCAAUUUCUAUCUCCAUAGUGGAUUUUUUAUUUUGCUUUCAGCCAUACGUUCGGCGAUCUUAAUUCAGAAAUGGUUCAGACGAUAUCAGGCUCGCAUCGAAGCCCGACGAAGGUGUACUUGGAAGAUUUUCCAAAGCGUCGAAUAUGCUGGUGAACAAGAUCAGUUGAAGGUAUAAGUCUGUCAAGUUUAAAAUUUUAUGAACGAUCUGAAACCAUUGCGAUCGAUUAGCCAAAGAUUAUUCGCAAUUUUUUCAUGCCUUUCCAUCAAAUCAAGUUAGUAUUUGGCGAUGAAAACAUUCUCUUAAGUUCUAUAUCACCACAAACAAAUUCUCGCUUACGUUCAAACUUCGCCACCUCGACAUAAAUUUUUCAUUUGAUGUUCAUUCAGAGUUCCUCCCUCAAGGUGGUAAAUUGAGACCGUGGUUUUUAUUUACUUAGCGCUUUGCCAAUUUGAUAUGACCAUUAAUAAUCGCUGCAUUUUAAGUUGUUAAUAAUUUAGUGAACUAUUUUUUCAGCUGUUUGAAGUGCGACAGACAAAUGGGGUACAUUAGUGAGAAUGCUUAGUUUUAAAUUUUAAAAAAGUCUGAGCCACUAAAGAAUAAUCUGAAUGAUUGCUUUUGAUGCGUUUUAUAUUUCAAAUUAUACGUGAUUGUAUAAAGAACUCGUCUAAAUACUUUGGAAAUUGAAAAUGCUGAGAUCUUUGCAAUAGUAGGAAAUGGACUCAAUUAGAAACUCAUGUUGAUUUCCAUAGUUUAUUGAGUCAUUACGAUUUUAAAUGGUUUUCUUGAGGGCUUCGAUUAUUUUUACUCUCAAUAAAUGGUUUCAGCAAAAGAAGUGCUUGAAUUUUUAUAGGGGCAAGUAAACAGAGAUGGUCGUUUUAAGGCUUCUGCAAAGAAAAAAAUUUCUUAUACUAUUUACUGAAGUCAUAAAUUCACAUCAAGUUAAGGAAAAAGGGAUUUUAGGGAGGCCUUUUUUUACAUGGGCUGAGUUGAUUUGUAGCCCAAGUUGAAUAACUGAAGAGAAUUGUUAUAAUAUCCCCUUUACAUGAACUCAGAUUACCAGUCUGCACUAGCAUAUGGUCUACUUUAAGAUGGAGCUGAGUCAAUCUUUCUGCCAACACAAAACCUGGCAGUAUUGGGUACAGGGUACCAAAAACACAUCCACUUUAAAGAAAAACAAACAAAGUAGACUGAAACAGUUCAUUUGGUAAAAAUUUCAACCUGAUUAUUAAGUGUCUACAUUAAGAAAAGAAAAAGUAAAAAGAAUUUCAUCCCUUCUCUCUGUGUUAAUACAGCUCUCAACCAGGGUUAUGCAACAAGCAGGGCUAGCUCACCUUUAGUAUCUUUUUCAUGUAGAUGCUUACAAACAUUUGACCUCCCAGCCUAACCAGCCUCCCAACCCCUCCCAGGGUUAUGCAACAAGCAGGGCUAGCUCAGCUUUAGUAUUUUUUCAUGUAAAUGCUUACAAACAUUUGACCUCAAAAGGGUUACCCAUCACAGUGAUUUCACUGAGGUUAAAAAGCAACCUGGGGUUGAUAUAGUGGUGCUAAGCAGGGUAGGUAUUUUUUAAUGUUAUCUACUGAAAAGAGUGGUCUAUCCAAGGGGAAUUUUACUCCUCCAUGACAUUGGAAGUUUGAAAAACACUCCCAAGAGAUUUGUCGGCAUGGCACAAAUAUAAUUAAUUUCCAGCCCAAGAGGUAGGAAUUCUAAAUAUGAAAAUUAAUAGAGAUUGGGAAUUUUUCCUUCCCAAAAUAUCAUAUAUUUAGUAGUUAAUUCUCCUUGCUGUCUGCCAUACAAUUCUUAUAAUGUUAGUAUAGAGAAUUUGGCAUUGGAUUUGCAAAAAAAAUUAGCCUUACUUACUUACUUCCUAAGGAGAUGAUUUGGAGUGGUUAGGAGAGGGGUGAGGAAUAAAAUUACAUUUCCUGAGUGGGAGAAUGCACUGAAUAGGCCAUUUUACAGUUGUAAUUAGUUGCCAAGCCUUUGAUUUAGAUUGAGGCUGAAGUUGAGACCAGUAUCUAGUUAACAUGACAACAAAGUAAUUUAAAUUUAAAAAGCAGCAAGAUUUGUAUCAUAACAAGGUCACCCCCAGCCUCACUCCUGUGAAAAGACAUGGCAACCAAGAACGCAACUGUAAAAUGGACUUUAAGACCAUCAGAGUUAACACUGGUUAAGGCUUUCAUUUUAACUUUUAACAUAUAUGCUAUUUGUUUUAUUUCUCAGCUAUUCAACUUCUUUUAUGACAUGCUGAACCAUGUUGCUGAUGGUAAGUUUCAUCUAAUUUGUUUCAUCCAGGAAACCUUUUUUGUGCAGAAGUUCUAAUUUAAGUUGUUUUUAAAAUAGUCUUACAUUGUAUUCUGUGCCCCUUUAGAUAGCUAUAACCAAUAUUUUUGCCGAUAAAAACAAUUAUUAUGGAUAAUUUCCUCAUUAAUGUAGAAGUACUCUGAAUUUUUGCAUUGGAAUUUGCGGUGAAUUUGAUUGUGUGUCAAUGUAUUUGUUUUAUAGGUGAAAAUAAUGCUGUGGAUAUUUUACGCAAGGGUUCAGCAAGUGAGUGGGUGUUAUGUUCUUGUGCUGAGAGUAAUAUUCAAAAUGGAAGAAGUAGCUAAAUGGUUUAUCUCAUAGUCACUAUUGUCAUUAGAGGAGUUGCAUACGCUGUCAGAAUUCUAAGUGUCUAAAGAGGGGGACCAACCCAAACUACAAAGGCAAAAAUGAGUUUAUAUAUAUGUUGAGUGAACCACCAGAAUUUGUAACCUUCUUAGUUACAAAUUCCUAUUUGGAAUAUAGGGAUUGCCAUUCACCCUUUAACCAACAAGAGUGACUUACAUCUAAUUUCUCCUUACAAUCACACCAUUGGAUCAAACAUCAAGGUCAUGAGAAUAAAGGACAUGAUCACCAAUUAGUGCAGUUCUUGAUUGUUACACAAAUUCUCCUUGUCAGCACCUUUGGAAAUCUAUAGAGAACAGUAAAGAGAAUAUGCUUACUGAUGUUAGAGUGCAGAGGGUUAAGACAAGGAAAACUGUUCUUGAUAAUGAGGUGCUCUAUUAACCUGCUUUUAUUAGUCCUCUUGCAAUUAUUCCUGGACAACAUUUUUGGUAGUGCAGAUAUUUUGAGGCCUUGGCUGUUAAGCAUGACUUUGGUUAUUAAUGAUCAUCAUAAUUUUUUUUCUAUCUUGUUGUCAACUCAGGUAGUUCUACAUCCAUAGCAUCAAAGACAUCAGAGAAAUUAGAGAUGCUCACUGAUCCAUCAAAGAUAACAGUUGACGAAACUUACAGGGGACCUCAUGUUGCACUGCCACUUACACUUCUCACUGUUCACAAAAUCAUUGAGCACUUUAAGUCUCGCAAGGUUGGUACAACACCACUGAAAACUAAAUAGACUGUCUUAACUCUAAACCUCAACUCUUGAUUCCCAAGAAUCAAUAAUUAAGCUAUAAUGUGCAAGGUUCAAGUUUGAAUUUUUCUUGAAUUAGGUGUUGAGAAUUAGGCAUUAAGUUUCAAGAUGUUUAAAGAACUUUUUGAGGAUCUUGAUCUAAAUUUUUCAGGGGGCAAUUUAAUUCUCUGUAUCGAAACCAAUAUCUAUCAUUUUUACCUCAGAAAUCUUUGUCUUGUUGAGACUGGUCUCUCUGGUUUUAAAUGAGCCACCUUCAAUUUCUUAUUGUCCUUUGGGUUUUUGACAGCUCCUUCAUGUUAAGUAUGUCCUCCUCAUUCUUCGAGAGACAAGGGAAAAGCUCAAGGUAUUACCAAACAUCUACAGGGCUUCCACAAGCAUCUCCAAACAGAUAACCAUAUGUGGUGAGAAAAAUGAACAAUAGAUUACAGUGCAGUCAACAACUUCAACUUCAACUUACAAUAAAUUGAAUUCAGUUUGUUGAGGCACAUCAGCUAUGAUUGGUAUUUUGGACUCUGAAUAAGGGAUUAAACCCUAAAGGGAUUAGAAUGUUGCUUCCUAGUUUAACAAGCCACUCAUCAGAAUGGACUGUUUUCUUGUUGUAAGGACCAAGGGAUCCAAAUUUCUCAGAUGUAAAUUUCCCCAAGUUUAUUGCUGCAGAAGUUGUUACUUCAAUUGAAUAUGCUUUGCAAUAGCGUGCAAUUAACAAUGUUUGUAUCAAUAACACAACAACCAAACAACUGCUAUUACACAGAACAUUCCAAGUCAUGGGAGUCACAUGAUCUAAAGGGUAGGGAAAAACUGGUGAUCAGGGAACCCAUCUAACACUUGUUACUUACCUCAUAUCUCCCAGAAAGGGCUGUAGUUCCUGAUCAGCCUCCCCCCUCCUUUCCCACAUCUCCCUUCUCCUUCCGCUAUGACGUAGAUGCUCUGGUGAAAUUAAUGGAGGUUUAUAUGUAGUGAUACAUAUGUAUCAAAUGCUGUUUCUCUAAAGGGUGUGCUAUUUUGCUCUCUGGCUCUGAUCUGGGUUAGAAAGAAAUAUAAAGUUAAAAAUGAAUGCUAUUCUGACUUUCAACAGGUGACCUCCAUGGGAAACUGGAUGAUCUGUUUGUGAUUUUUCACAAGGCAAGCGCUGCAAACUGUUAUUCACUCUUUUGUAAAAUAAGAUUUAAUAAAAAAGAACUAAAUUAGAUUUUAGUAGUGGCUCUUCCACAAAGAUAGGGGGUGUGGUGGUGGGAGAGGUGGAGGAACUUGGAGACAAGCUUAUUGCAAGGAUGAGAGCCAACAACAAACUGACCACAUGUGACUUCAGGUCCAUGAAUUGAACCCUUGUAGCAACAGGGGGAGGCAGGCACUUUACCAUGGUGACUGCACCAUCCUUGCUCUCCAGCCAGGGAUCCAUUCACAGUUCAUCCAAACAUGUUAUGUUCCCUUUUGACCACCCUUCUUUAUCCUCCUGUCUGUGUGAUCAAUAACUCUGCUAUUAGUUCAUUUGGCAAUAGACUGCACACGGGAUGUUUGGAAGAACAUGAGGAAAGUUUGUAAAUCAUUCACCUCUGGCUUGUGAAAAAUCACACAUCCUUUUCAAAUGUUUCUCAUGUUCUCCCAACAUUCUGUGUUUACACUGGUAAUCAAACCAAUAGAAAGUGUGUUCUAUGUGGAAUCCAAUGUGGAUUACAAUGUUUUGAUUCCAUUCUGCUGGUCUUCUUGUGGCAGUAAGAUUGACUGGUUGUGCAUUACUUAGGGAGGCGCUCCUUUGUGACUAAUUGGCUUUGAGCACCUGUGAUGAUGUGUACUCUUAGCACUGUUCUGUCAGACUGCUCUAACAGAUUUCUUACGGAAUGUUUGGUUGCCAGGAAUCAGUUUGCCAUUUACACUCACUUAAAUCCAUGUUCAUGAAUUUUGUCCUUGAAUAUUUAUUUAUGCUCUUAUUUUUUGGUAUAGAAUGGUCUUCCUUCUGCUGAAAAUCCUUACAUCUUUAAUGGUGACCUUGUGGAUAGAGGUCCUUACUCCAUUGAAAUUGCCAUCAUUUUAUUUUCAUUUUUCCUGCUUUAUCCCACUGGUGUUUACAUUAAUCGUGGUAAUCAUGAGGAUCAUAUAAUGAAUCUCAGGUAUGUGGACAGGGCAUGUGUGCUAGAAGUUACAUGUAAAGAAGCUUAAAUUGCCUGGGGAGUGAGCUUUUGGAGACACAGUGGUAUAACAGUUAGCAUGUCAGACUCUGGGUCAAGAAGUCUGGUUCAAGCCCUUGUGUUGUGUUCUUGGGAAAGACACUUUUUAAAGUCUCUCAACCAAGGAUAUAAAUGGGUACCAGGCAAGUCUUAGGGAAACCUGUUGAAGCGCUGGUACUAACUUGCAAUGGACUAUAAUGAGUUGCAAAAGUGGUUGGCACACCUCCCUCUAAGAAGGUGAUCAACAACCCUACACUGUAGGACUGUAUAAGGACUUAAUUUGCUCUAACUUUUAUAUUAAAUUUGAUAUAAUUAGUUAUAUAGCUGAUAAGCUUAUAACAGUUGGUAAGGUAAGAUGGCAGGCUUCUUCACAAAGUGACAGCUGUUUUCUCCAAAAGGUGCACUAUUUUUUAUUAUAGUUAUUUCUAAAUUUCAAUAGAUACGGAUUUGUCAAAGAAGUAAUGGACAAGUACAAGGUAACUUGCUCAGGCAUUGUGGAAAUUAUAUUUUGAAUUCAUAGUCAUACACUACAGAGACUGGACUAAAUUCCACUAGUUAUGGCAGCUGGGAAAAUGGUUGGUGAAGCUGAAAAAUUCAGGCCUUAAUGGGAUUCAAACCUUUGCCUCCCUGAUACUAGUUGGGAGCUACUAACACUGGAGUUACAAAGUUACAUGUUGGGAACAAGGCAAAUUUGAGAGGGUUCUCCCUUGUAAAGAAAUCUUUUUUUCAGUCUCUGGAGCUUACAAGUGGCUGCCUUCUUUAUCAUCAAAUAAUUACUAAAAUUGCAGUUUACUUCUCAAUCAGUUUUGCUUUGACCCAUUAAGUAUCACUAAUGUUGUCUUGGCAGGAACAUUCUUCAAAAGUCAUGAGGUUGUUUGGAGAUAUCUUUGGGUGGCUUCCCUUAGCCACAGUGGUGAACAACAAAAUUCUUGUCACUCAUGGAGGAAUAUCUAAUAUUACAGAUUUGUCACGCAUUGAGAAAAUUGACCGUCACAAGGUUUGUACCCAGUUCUCUGUUCUAUCUGUUUCUCAUCAAUCAAUGUGAAAGGUUAUUUCAGACUGUUAGUUACAUAUUUGUUGAUGAACACCCACAGAGGGUUUAGUAUUCAUAGUCUAGAGACAGAAUAAAAGCAAUUAUUUGUCUAAUGCUAUCACAGUAGUUAAGUAUCCUCAACUCCAAGAAAGGUUUUCUUUCUUGGAGUACAUAGCAUUUGCUAUGUACACUCCAAGGAAACUCAGAAAGCACAUAAAAGUACCUCUAGGCCUAUUUUUGUACACGUUAAACAUUUUAUUUAUUAAAUUGACACUUUGCUGUUGCCAUCAUGGUUGCAUAAGGUCACUAAUAAUUCUGGCUGUGGCACUGGUGGUGAUCAUAGCCAAAAUGGUUUUGGUCAGUGGCAAUGAGCAGAAUGUCAAAAAGAGUGGCAUUGGUAGAAGUGACUUCUGUACAAUAAUGACAGCAUGUAUUGAUGAUAAAAAAAAAAUAAUGAACAUUGAUCUUCUGUAAACUCUAAUUUGUAUAAUCUUCUUAUGAUCAGUAUGUGUCAAUACUCAAGCCCCCGGGCAUGGACAAAACACAACCAGAUACUGUUGAUCUAAUGGAGUGGAGACAGGUAACUUUUCCUCUUCUUUAGGUUACACUAAAAAAGAUUUAUUUGCCACACCUUUCAUGAGAGCAGUAUGGUUAAUAAACUUAUUAACUUGAAUCUGUAACUCAGAUUAUCACCGUCUUUUUGUCCUUUACUUCUGUCAAGUUAGCCCAUCUGAACAAUACUAAGUGCAGCUUAUUUUAACUGGGACCAGGUUUUGGUCACGUUGCUCCACCCUCUGCUGAUGAAAUUAUGUUGAAAUUUCUGGCCGCUGUGUAUUUUGAGAGUAUUCUCACUUAUAAGGCAUUCUUUUAGUUUAGUUUCAAUCUCUGCAGUUCCUUGUUAUGCAAAAGAAUUGAUUAUAUAAUUAUGGUUUUUACCUGAAGGUGUUGGAUCUGCUGUGGAGUGACCCCAAACCCCUCCCUGGUUGUAAACCAAACACUUUUAGAGGAGGGGGCUGUUACUUUGGUCCAGACAUCACAGAUCGCAUCCUGAAGAAACAUGAUUUGGAGCUUCUUGUGCGUUCUCAUGAAUGUAAAUUUGAAGGAUAUGAAUAUAUGCAUGGUGGAAAGGUAUUGCAUACAUUAGAUAAAAUAUAUCAUAAAUACCUGAAAUGCCUUCCUCUGGUUUGAGAUUUUUGAAAAAAAAAAAAAUGCACCUGUCUUAAGGCUUGCAGUCAAAAGAAAAGUAAGCAUAUUUUAUAGCCAGAGGAAGCUUUCUUAUAUGCUUAACUACAAUUUUUAGUCCUGUCUCUCUUCUAUCUUCUUGGAUGAAAAUGCUUUCCUCAUUGUAAGCCAGCGAGUUAUAAUGUGUUAAACAGAUAGCUUACAGGCUAUCAUUGUGAACUUUUGGUCAGCACAUGUUCUCUUGCGUAAAACACUUGUCUGAAUUUUCACAGCACCUCCCAGAAGUGGACAUGGCUUUAAGCAAACUGUUAGGAAAAUUCUUUAUUAAUGGAGUGUAAUCGUUUGUCUCACUAUGAAGACACUUCCAUUGUGGAUAAUUUGCAAUGUUUCCAUUUCAAACACCAAGUCUUCAGGCAAUAAGGUCAACAGAAUAUGUGUCACCUUGUAAAGGGUUACUCCUAGCUGUGGUUGGCUGGUAUAGCUUUGAUUGGCACACUUCAAAUAUAAUAUAUUCCCUCCACAGUCUCGUGUCACAUGGCUCGCCUGCUGUUGUGUUGUUUGAUGAAAAAGGGAAAAUAUUUGUAUUUUUGGGCAGGAGGGGGAAGAGGGGGCUUCCAAUGCUAAGCUUCCUAUCCAAUACUAGUCAUCACUUGUAAGAAAACUAAGAUAAGUUGUUGUGGUUAUAAGCAUCUAUGUUACUCCUAAGAUUGAAAUAUUUUUUGUAGGUCAUAACAAUAUUCUCAGCAUCAGAUUACUAUGAGCAGGGAAGCAACAGGGGUGCAUAUAUGAAGAUUGGACCUGAUAUGAAACCUUACUUUGUUCAGUAUCAAGCUUCCAAAGCUAAGAAGCAUCUCACCCUGAAACAAAGGUCAGUACCAAUGAUUGUAAUCAUUGUUCUUGCGGGAAAAAGAGGCAGGCAAUUUCUUUAGCAACUAUUAACUCUCUCUGGUAUUGUGUCAAAUACCCAAAAUUAGCACCUGGAGUGAUUAUUUCAAAUGUUUUGGUUGGGAAAGGCAGAGCCUAGUUGAGGAGAAGCACUUAUUCACUUCUUCUCACAUCACAGGAGAUGGUUUUGUUUAUUGUUCCACUACUAUACCAUUUUACUGUUAAUAUUAGGGUAACAGAAUGUGCAAAAUACGCUUCUGUACAACCGGGUACAUCAUCAAAUUGCCUCUUUUUAUUUCCAGGAUUGGAAUAGUAGAAGAGUCUGCAAUACGAGAAUUAAAGGAAAGGCUUUAUGCUAACAAGAUAGCUUUAAUGGCUGCCUUUGAAGAAACAGACAAGGAAAAAACAGGUGAGUUAAAAACUGAGAUCAGGGAGCAUGAAUAAAAGCUUCAGUGAACUUCCUCCUCAUCUCACCCCACCCCCAACAGACACAUUAUUCUUUUCCUUGGUUUAUUAAUAAAGGGCAAAAUUACUGAGCGCUGAUUGGUUGAGAGAGAGGGCAUUUUUUCUUAAUCGAGGGCAUUUUUAGUAAUCAAGAGAGGGCAUGAUUACCUUGUUCAGUUAAAAGCACUUUGUUGUUUUUCUGUUGGCAGAAACGCUCUGUUGAAAUGAGCUUUGUUUUCUAGACUUUUGGCAGUAUAUCACAACAGUUUUGGAGAAUAAAAUUUCAUUGAAUCGAUUGAUCAGUUCAAUUUGAUUGAUGAUUUGCUGUAGCGCUAAACAGGCUUCCCAGAUAAAAAUAGACUGCGCGCGUGAUUUUCCUUCGUAUAAAUUUUGCCCUUUAUUGAUAAACAAGUAAUCCCAUGAGACCUCGUACUAUUAAGGAUUAAUUGCACUUGAGUUUUCAAAAUUUUGGAAAAUUUUGAAUACUCUCAUGCAAUUAAUCCUUAAUAGUACUUGGCCUCAUGUGAUUACAUAUACAAAGCAACAAGGGAAAUUUAGAGAGAACAUUAUGGAGAAUGUGUAUAAUGAUGUUAGGGUGUGAAGGGUUAAUAAUAUUCUCUAAAAGUGAUAUUGGGUGAUUUUGAGCAUUGCCUUGAUAUAAGACAUAAUUGGGUCAUUUCCUUUUAGGAUAUUUGACUGCAACUCAGUGGGCAAGUGCUGUAGAGAGUGUGCUGAAAUUAGACGUACCAUGGAACAUGUUGAGACAUCAGCUUGCCCAUGUUCUGCCAGAUGGAAAAGUGGAUUACCAUUCAUGCUUUGAUCAGUAUAUCAUUGAGACAGGACUACACAAGGUAACUAGUUUUGAAUUUUUAAGCUGAAAUGAUUUGAAGGAUAAUGAAUGAAAGGUACUAAGGGUUUUUAUAUCAUUGAAAACUUGACUGGAACAGUGGAUAUCUUUCUUGAAAGUGGCAAAUAUCAUAGUUCCAGAGAAAUUUCCUUCUUAUGGACUGAGUCAUCUUACAGGAUGGUGCUGUCUUCCAGCCCUGUUGACACAAAGGCUUACAGCCCUCACACCAGGAUUAUUGUCUACCAUUUCUUAAUAGAAAUGUGCACAUAACUAUACUUGCCAUGCCAAGGUUUCCAACAUGCAUGUGGUUCUUUAUUUAUCUAUUGUCAACUUUUCUGGUAUAGAAUGGCCCAAGCAUCACUGAGACGCUCUACAGACAUAGGUCAAAUUUGGAAACAAUUUUCCGCUUAAUGGAUAAAGACAAUUCAGGUAUACUAAAUGUAGAAAGACUCUGUUAUAUCUACUUGUCAUGAGGUGAAAUGGGGUUAAUCAUUGUGAGGAACAGCAUCCUAUUACUGACUAUUGGUUUACUGUUGGCUGAAAGAUUACACACAGGUUACCCACAUGUUUGACAUAGGUUACCACAGGGUUCCUUCCCACUGCCUUCCCCACCUUUAAGUUUAUACUGUCAGGGCAAACCAUUUUUUCCUCAUUUUCUUCAACAGGGUACGUUUCAAUGGAAGAAUUUGAGGAGUCUUGUCGUCUUCUUAAUGAGCAUACUAACUCCAAUAUCCCAGUUGACUCCAUUGAAGAUUUGGCAAAAAGUAUAGACAUGGACAAAGAUGGCCACAUUGACUUCAAUGAAUUCCUGGAAGCAUUUAGACUUGUGGAUCAUUCCAACUCUAACCACUUGUCUUUCAAAGAGCAGUCUCCAGUCAAUUCAAUACACAUUGUUUCAUAAAACAUUCAGCAACCACAUGAGAGUUUCAUGAACAGUAAGUGAACAAGUAAAUUUAAAAAAAUGUGCGGCAAAGAAUUUUCUUCAUUUUGGUGUUAAUUAGAUGUACAUAACCAUGCAUACCUGUACAUAUUUAUAUCCAUACUUGAAGUGUUCACAUUUUAUUAUUUAUUAUUCUUGUACAUACCAAAUCAUUGUUUUUACAAGCAAAGAAAAUUUUUUAAUAGUACAACUGUAUGGAUUUAUUGCAAACUAAUGGCUUGAAAGAAAAACUCCAAGUCAUUCCUCAACAUCCUCCUAGCAUAGCAAAGCAAAUGACAGGAAGAGAAAAUUUGAGUGUUAACCCUUUAAACCCUCAGAGCAACCAGCACCUAAUUUCUUCUCACAGUAGUAAAACUGAAUCUUUCAUUAAGAUCAUAAGAAUAAAGGAAAUGAUUGCCAUCCCAAGAGGCUUUGAUUUUAAGUGAUUCUCCUUAUCAGUAGCAAAGGAAACGUAUCAAGAAAUAGUACAGAGAAUAUGGAUACUGAUGAUAGGUUGUAAAGGGUUAGGGCUCUUAAGUUGCUGCCAUACUGUAUAUGGGGGGUAACACAUAGUUGAUUAUCAACUAAAAGCUGGUUAUGGUAGAAAAACUAAACCUUUGGUCUGAUGAAGGGGUAAUGCUGAAAACAUCAGCCUUCCAAAUACUCCACAGUGCUUAGUUCAUGGUCAUGCAUGGUUUUACGCUAAUAACCAUAGGACUGGUGUAGAACAUUUCAUGGGACUCUAAUAAGUUUGUGUUUGAGUUGGUGUUUUUAGCAGGCAAUACCAAUGCUUUCAAUUCAUUUGGUAAUUUGACAAUGGUUAAAAAUGUUGUUUCAAAAUCUUUAUGAAAGAUUGGCUCCUCUAUUAACAUAUGUUUUUUGGGAGGUGAUGAGUAAACCUCAGCAUUACAAAUGAUCAAACCACUUUUGAUUAAUUUAUGCCAAGCAUGACAGAGAAUUUAAAAGGAAAUUUUGAAAAAAAAAUUUAAAUAAUGAAUCAAUACACUUAACUGUAAUAAGAGGUUAAACUAACUGGCCAAGAUGUGUGUGCCAGUAUUGGAGUGGUACACCAUUUAGAAAUGAGCUAACAUGCAUUGCAGCCUCUUCAGUUUCUUUUAUAAGCUAAGCAAGAGAAACAUGAACUGAGUGGGAGCUGCAGAAAGGCAUGGGGUGAUCUUAUACCCAGAUCCUACCAUGUAACUAUAACUGAAAUGUAGGACAAUGGCUUGGUCAUGGAAGGUCUGGGUACAAGAGUAAGUAUAGAGCUCAAGGGAGCAAAACACAAAAGGAAAUAGAAAAUACUGCUAGGCAGGACAUUGAUUAAUAAAUUAAUUCCAUUGCUGUAAUAGGUAAUACUAUUGUUCCUACACUUUUGGCUAGUUCCCUAAGAUCAAAUGUGCAUGGUCUAGCACUGGUUAAAGAGUUAUAACAGGAUUGAAAUAUUAAGUGUCUGAACAGAUUCAGAGAAAUAAACUUUUUCC
Messenger RNA from Pocillopora meandrina, 13316 nucleotides. NCBI's taxonomy places the organism in Eukaryota, Metazoa, Cnidaria, Anthozoa, Scleractinia, Pocilloporidae. The record is from the annotation of a GenBank genome assembly.